Messenger RNA from Ruditapes philippinarum (Manila clam), 2388 nucleotides. RefSeq names its product beta-1,3-galactosyltransferase 5-like. The record is from RefSeq and is a predicted model, not a curated record. NCBI's taxonomy places the organism in Eukaryota, Metazoa, Mollusca, Bivalvia, Venerida, Veneridae. Gene Ontology annotation, cellular component: membrane. The transcript has a single exon. Gene Ontology annotation, molecular function: hexosyltransferase activity. The coding region runs from base 18 to 1340 and encodes 440 amino acids.
AACUAACAAUGUUUUAGAUGAUGAAGAAGAAAUUUCGCUGUAGAUUGCUGAUAAUAAAAAUUUCGUUUAUUGUUAUUGUCUCAAUAACUCUUCCGUUUGCUUGCCGGAAUGACGUACGAGAUGAAUUGAAGAAAUAUUGCAUCAAUGACCGCCUCCGUAUGAUUAUAAAUAAACAUAAUGGAGUGAAAGAAGACCUACCAUAUAAUUCGAUUCCAGUAAUUAAAACGGGGUUAAACAGUAAAUAUGAUUUCGAACGCGAACUAGAAUUCGACCGGAAAGAUCGCUUUGAGAGAAGAAAAGAAGAGAUGUUGUUUAAGUUAGAAAGAAGGAAAGCACACGUAUAUGACAGGAGUAUAGAUAUUGAUGAACCUCUUCCUGCCAUCGAAGAGGAAAUUAAAAAGAUGCAGAGCUACUAUAACAUGUCCAAAAGCAAACUCACGGUUUUGAACUCAAAGUUUUUAAUUGAAAAUAAAUCAGUGUGUUCAGAAGUGCCCGAACUGAUUGUAUUGAUUCCAUCAAUUCCAUCAAACGGAUAUAUUCGUACCGCGAUAAGGUCAACUUACGGAUUAAUUGCACGUUACACCCCUUCAGACUUACAGCGAUUCGGAAUGCAACAUCCGGUACAAAUCGCGUUCCUUCUUGGCAGGAGUCCAAACCAAUCGGUUGAUUAUGACGUCAGAAAAGAGCAGAGGAAACACAGCGAUAUUGUGCAGGCGGAUUUCAUAGAUUCCUACUACAACCUUACUCUUAAGGUUUUAUAUGGUCUUAAGUGGGUAAACACAUAUUGCCAAGGAGUUAGAUAUGUACUAAAAGCAGAUGAAGACGUAUUUGUUAAUAUACAAUUGCUUUUGGCAGAGUUAAGAACUUAUCGCGUAUCAACAAAAGGGUCUGUUUUUGGAUUCAUCCACUCAUCGUACUAUGGCCUGAAAGUGUUAAAAACUGGAAAAUGGGGUGUAAAUGAAUCGGAGUACCCUUUGCGAAGAUAUCCGCCUUAUGCACAAGGAACGUCAUACACAAUAACAGGGAACUUGGUGCCAAAAAUAGUUGAAAUAGCCCAGCAUUUGCCGUAUUUGCACAUUGAAGACGCUUUUAUCACGGGUAUUAUUGCAGGGAAAAUACUCGGUGCAAAUCUCGAACGAAUUAACGGAAAUUCGUUCUGGACCGAGGAGGCUCCAGAUCCGUGCGAGUUUGUGAAAACAGAACGUGUUUCUCAGACGAAUAUGAAACCAUCUUCAAUGUACAAGACAUGGCAAGCUUUAUUGUCGCCAGAUACCUUGUGCGCUAAUUCAACGUAUCGCCCUAGAACACAUCGAUAUAACUGGAAUAAAGCACCGUCUUGAUAUUAUUUAACUGAAACUGAUUAAAUAUAUUGAUUAAAUACAUGUACGUGUUUCAAUUUGACAUUAAUUACAUUAAUUACAUUGUUUUCGUCUAUGCAAAGGGCAUGCAAGAUGUUUUUUCGUUUAUGCAAGGGACGCGAGAUGUUUUAUCGUCGAUGUAAGAAGGGCGUGAGAGAUGUUUUUCGUCGAUGCAAGGAGGGCGUGAGAAAUGUUGUUUUGUCGAUGCAAGGGACGUGAGAGAUGUUUUUUUCGUCGAUGCAAGGCGAUGAGAGAUGUUUUUAGUCGAUGCAAGAGGCGUGAGAGAUGUUUUUUCGUCGAUGCAAAGAGGGCGUGAGAGAUGUUUUAUUGUCGGUGCAAGGGACGUGAGAGAUGUUUUAUUGUCGGUGCAAGGGCGUGAGAGAUGUUUUAUUGUCGUUGCAAGGGGCGUGAGAGAUGUUUAAUUGUCGGCGCAAGGGACGUGAGAGAUGUUUUUUUCGUCGAUGCAAGGAGGGCGUGAGAGAUAUUUUCUUGGCGGUGCAAGGGGCGUGAAAGAUGUUUUUCGUCGAUGCAAGGCGGUGAGAUAUGUUUUUAGUCGAUGCAAGAGGCGUGAGAGAUGUUUUUUCGUCGAUGCAAAGAUGGCGUGAGAGAUGUUUUAUUGUCUGUGUAAGGGACGUGAGAGAUGUUUUAUUGUUGGUGCAAGGGCGUGAGAGAUGUUUUAUUGUCGGUGCAAGGGGCGUGAGAGAUGUUUAAUUGUCAGUGCAAGGGACGUGAGAGAUGUUUUAUUGUCGGUGCAAGGGACGUGAGAGAUGUUUUAUUUUCGUCGAUGCAAGGAGGGCGUGAGAGAUGUUUUAUUGUCGGUGCAAGGGACGUGAGAGAUUUUUUUUUCGUCGAUGCAAGAGGGUGAGAGAUGUUUUUCGUCAAUGCAAGGAGGGCGUGAGAGAUGUUUUAUUGUCGGUGCAAGGGACGUGAGAGAUAUUUUUCGUCGAUGCAAGGGACGUGAGAGAUGUUUUUACGUCGAUGCAAGGGACGUGAGAGAUGUUUUUUUUGUUGACGCAAGGGACGUGAGAGA